UUACGCGUAAAUCAGCUGGUCGCUACUCUUCCAUGUCAACAAAACCCAUCUCAACCCGGUCUUGCACAAGAUUGCGCCAUUUUUAACGGCAAUUUACAAGCAUAAGUGUUCAUAUUUUUACCCGUUUUGUUAGCCAUCAGCAACGGAGAUCAUCUGUGCCGUAUUAGUAAGUUUUACCAGUCAUCCAACAGUCCAGACCUUCGCCUCAUCACCCAGCUAGCGUCUACUACUCCAUCGUUUGUUAAUUCUUCAUCUUGUAAAACCCAUCAUCAAUCAACAUGCUCAGUGGUCUUGCCGAGUACAUCUUUGGGAACUCAGCCGGAGGAGAGGUGGAGCCAGCAUCGGCUGAGGGGGUGGGGUCAGGUACAAGACCAAGUGCUAGCAUGCAGAUCACCUACACCGAAGAUGACUGGGUGCUCGUCGAUGUCACCAACAGCCCCAAGCGGGCUAGGGAAUCCCACCAGAGUGACAAUCAACAUAACAUCCAACCUCAAGGAAUCCCUGUCCCUCAUCAGCUAGAGGAAAGCUGGUUGGUUACCCCUCCUCCAUGCUUCACAGCUGGGGGUAACGUCCCUCAGGAACUUGCCACAAGUCCCAUGGAGAAUCUUCUCAUCGAGCACCCUAGCAUGUCUGUGUAUGGACCCCGAAGUAACUCCAUGGUAAUCAGGGCAAGAAGAACCAAUCAGCAUGAAGCAGGCACCAGUCAGGUUGCUAAGCGGCCCAAGCCGCGCAACCUGCGAGUGCGAAAUGCCGAACCGCCGCGCCGAGCAGAAGCUGUGGCAGCUAGGUUGGGUCUGGAGAACCCACCAAACUUGGCAGCUAUCCAAGAGGCAGAGGCCAUGCAGCGCCAGAAGAGGGGAUCACUCAGCAGGUCAAAGGUCGAGCGUCACAAUAAAGCCUACCACCAGCAAAACCGUUCGGGGAAACGUCACUACCGUCAGAAUAUGUCGGGCAGACACUCCCGUGUCACCUACAAGCAAUGCUAGUCAUCAAAAUCGACAAAAGCAAAUCCUUGCUUAAAACAAUUCAAUUAAAACCCACAAAAAAAUUCAUUUUUCAGUCUCAUUUGAAAUACAAAACAAUUCCAGAAUUUCUGUGCACAUUUGGACAUCUUUUUUUUGUCAAAACGUGCAAAACAAAGAUUUUGAAAUAUUUCAGUAGAUUUUAUUCAAAGAGAACAAGUUGCAGAUUUAACCAGGGUACCAUGAUAUAUAUUUGUAGAUGCACAACUUGUUGGUGGAGAGCGAUUUUUUAACUGUUUAUAAUCCAUAGUCAUAAUUCUCUUAAUAUAUAUGAUAUUUAUUAUCAAAACUAUAUUUUAGUCGUAUCUGUAGUUUAGGAGUGUUUAAAUAGUUCAGACUUACAGAAAACAUGAAGCCAUCUAACGGCAGUUUUUAUGACUUCCACAGAUAGUGUUUCUUUGCAUAUUUAGAGAAGCACAUUUGUUAAUCUCUAACAGUUGCAAACAUUAUUUUAAAUUUGUUAGUGUGAGACUACAGUGUGUAAACUGGUGUUUUACAUGAGAGUACUUGAAGAGCUGAGUUCUACCUGGGAGUGCUUGAAGAACUUAGUUUCUCAGGUUGUGUUUCGUGGUGUUUUUUACCAAAUACUUACAGGUGUUUGGUGCAAAACUUGGAUGGAAAAAUUGAUUACUUUUAACACUAAAAAAAAGAUCAAGAUAAGGUAAUUGGAUGAGAAAUUUGACAUAAUACACUUUACCAACAUUGAAGUUGCCAAGUAUUGCCAUUUUUUUUGCAUUUAAAGUCCAAUUUGUCAGUUAUUCUGUUUUGUUUGAGGUUCCAAAAAUGUUCAACUUGUAAUAUAUAAUGAGUUUGCUCAUUUCAAA
Molecule: messenger RNA, 1846 nt
Organism: Acanthaster planci (crown-of-thorns starfish)
Lineage: Eukaryota; Metazoa; Echinodermata; Asteroidea; Valvatida; Acanthasteridae
Product: tumor protein p53-inducible nuclear protein 2-like
Biological process (GO): autophagosome assembly; positive regulation of DNA-templated transcription
Cellular component (GO): autophagosome; nucleus
Source: RefSeq, a predicted model, not a curated record